AUGUCUGAAGGUAUUACUGAAGUUGAAGAAUCCCAAAUCCAAACCAACUACGACAAGGUUGUCUACACUUUCGAUGACAUGAACUUAGAUGAAAAACUUUUAAGAGGUGUCUACGGUUACGGUUUCGAAAACCCAUCUGCUAUUCAACAACGUGCUAUCAUGCCAAUUAUUGAAAGCCAUGAUGUUUUAGCUCAAGCUCAAUCUGGUACUGGUAAGACCGGUACUUUCUCCAUCGCUGCUUUACAAAGAAUUGACACUUCUAUUAAAGCUCCACAAGCUUUAAUGUUAGCUCCAACCAGAGAAUUAGCUUUACAAAUACAAAAGGUUGUUAUGGCUUUAUCCUUCCACAUGGACGUUAAGGUCCACGCUUGUAUUGGUGGUACUUCUUUCGUUGAAGAUGCUGAAGGCUUAAGAGACGCCCAAAUCGUCGUUGGUACCCCAGGUAGAGUUUUCGAUAACAUACAAAGAAGAAAGUUCAAGACCGACAACAUCAAGAUGUUCAUCUUAGAUGAAGCCGAUGAAAUGUUAUCCUCUGGUUUCAAGGAACAAAUUUACCAAAUUUUCACCAUGUUACCACCAACUACCCAAGUCGUCUUAUUAUCUGCUACUAUGCCAAGUGACGUCUUAGAAGUUACCACUAAGUUCAUGAGAAACCCAGUCAGAAUUUUAGUCAAGAAGGACGAAUUAACUUUAGAAGGUAUCAAACAAUUCUACGUUAACGUUGAAGAAGAGCAAUACAAAUACGAAUGUUUAACUGAUUUAUACGAUUCUAUCUCCGUUACCCAAGCCGUCAUUUUCUGUAACACCAGAAGAAAGGUCGAAGAAUUAACUCAAAAGUUAACUGCUGAUAACUUCACCGUUUCCUCAAUCUACUCUGACUUACCACAACAAGAAAGAGACACCAUCAUGAAGGAAUUUAGAAGUGGUUCUUCCAGAAUCCUGAUCUCUACUGAUUUAUUAGCUAGAGGUAUCGAUGUUCAACAAGUUUCUUUAGUUAUCAACUACGAUCUACCAACUAACAAAGAAAACUAUAUUCACAGAAUUGGUAGAGGUGGUCGUUUCGGUAGAAAGGGUGUUGCCAUCAACUUCGUUGUUAACGAAGAUGUUGGUGCUAUGAGAGAAAUCGAAAAGUUCUACUCUACUCAAAUCGAAGAAUUACCAUCCGAUAUUGGUUCUCUAUUUGCUUAA
Kazachstania africana CBS 2517 is the source of this 1188-nucleotide messenger RNA. It is a transcript of the gene TIF1, whose product is annotated as translation initiation factor eIF4A. The transcript has a single exon. NCBI's taxonomy places the organism in Eukaryota, Fungi, Ascomycota, Saccharomycetes, Saccharomycetales, Saccharomycetaceae. Bases 1 to 1188 code for a protein of 395 amino acids. Gene Ontology annotation, molecular function: ATP binding; RNA binding; RNA helicase activity. The record is from RefSeq and is a predicted model, not a curated record.